Messenger RNA from Dendrobium catenatum, 1778 nucleotides. Its product is annotated as protein PEP-RELATED DEVELOPMENT ARRESTED 1, chloroplastic. Gene Ontology annotation, cellular component: chloroplast nucleoid. The transcript is spliced from 9 exons. The record is from RefSeq and is a predicted model, not a curated record. Bases 131 to 1321 code for a protein of 396 amino acids. NCBI's taxonomy places the organism in Eukaryota, Viridiplantae, Streptophyta, Magnoliopsida, Asparagales, Orchidaceae. Gene Ontology annotation, biological process: regulation of DNA-templated transcription.
CUGACUCCCGUGGAAACAUAGUUUGUCUUUGUCGAGCAUUUCAACCUCAACAUCUCGUUCAUCUCCUCCUUUGCCAACCCAGUUCCUAUAGCGAAGCCUGCAAAUUGAUUUUGCAGAAGAAGCAGAAAAAAUGGCAGGAACUUCAUUCCUCUCCCUACUCCGCCCUUCCCCUUUCACUUCCCAACUCGUUCCUUCGUUCAUCAAAUAUCCCUUUCUCUCUCCCCUCCUUCCUCUCCACUCCCCUCCUACCUACUCCACUCCUCUCUCAACCCACUCCUCUCAGGACAAGCACGACCGUCGCUGCUCUCGUAUUCCCUGCUCCGUCUUCUCCUCCUCCUUUCCAGGCGACCGUCCUACAUUCGAGCACGAAGAUGGCAAUUUAGACCCUGAAACGCAGGAAGCCCUCCUCAGAGGAGGUGAGCAGGUCACCUCUGUUCUUGAGCAAAUGAUCAUGCUGCUUGAGGACAUGGAAAUGGAUGAAGCGUCGGAGGCAGUGGCGGUGGAGAUCGCAGCACAAGGAGUUAUAGGAAAAAGGGUUGAUGAGAUGGAGUCGGGUUUCAUCAUGGCUCUUGAUUAUAUGAUAGAACUUGCUGCGAAGGAUAAUGAUGACAAGCGCAAGUCUCUUCUGGAGAUUCUCAAGCAAACAGUUUUAGACCAUCUUACCAAAAAGUGUCCACCCCAUGUUCAAGUGAUUGGAUUGCUUUGCCGAACUCCUCUUAAGGAAAGCAGACAUGAAUUAUUACGUCGAGUAGCUGGUGGUGGUGGUAUUUUCAAAGGGGAAAAUGAUCUAAAGGUACAACUACCAGGAGCAAAUCUGAAUGAUAUAGCCAACCAGGCUGAUGACCUGCUGGAGACAAUGGAAGCCAGGCCAACAGUUCCAGAUAGAAAAUUGCUUGCUAGACUUGUUUUGAUCAGGGAAGAAGCCAGGAAUAUGAUGGGUGGUGGGAUAUUAGACGAAAGAAAUGAUCGUGGCCUGAGCACACUUCCUGAAGCAGAGGUCAACUUCUUGAGCAAGCUUGUUACCUUGAAGCCAGGAAAGAAUAUCCAGAUAAUGAUUGAAAAUGUCUUGCAUGGUAAAGAUGAAGGUGCUGACACUAAGGAUUCCGGAGGCCAGCAGCAACAGAUGCUAGGUGGAAUAACUGGAAGGGGAAGCAUAUCAGGUCGUAAGCCACGACCUGUUCGUCCUGGGAUGUUCCUUGAGACUGUUACCAAGGUUUUGGGUGGAAUAUAUGCAGGAAACGUGUCUGGCAUUACGGCACAACAUUUGGAAUGGGUUCAUGAGAAGACAUUGCAAAUUCUUCAAGAAAUGGCCUUUAGUUGAGAUUGGUAUUCUUUAUGUUAUAUCUGAUUCAUUAUAUCAUAUCCUUAUAUGUAUCCUUAUAUGGGAUUUGAGCUGCCUUGGCUUCUGAGGUAAAAAAAGUUUUUCAUACAUACGAGGUACACUUGGCUGUGCAUAGUCUGAGUGAGAAGGUCUGUCCCAAGUCUGAUCUGUAUGCGAAUGACUAGCAGUUACUAUCUUUCAAUUAGACAUCAGUAAUUUGAACCUUGAAGAGGCUUAUGCAAAUUCCUUUGGUCAGUUUCCUCCAAAGAUUUGAAAUAUUUAUGGUUACAAAAGCUUCAAUGACAGUUUGGAACUUUUGAAUAUGGUUGUGAACACCCUUGUAUUUUUUUUAUCAAAUAUGUUAUCUUUUUUAUGCAGGGCCAUCAUUUUUUUAAAUUUUGACUGGCAGGGCAAGUUAUUUUGCCCAUAAUAAUGAUCUUCUAGCAAUUGAAUACAA